Papaver somniferum (opium poppy) is the source of this 891-nucleotide messenger RNA. Its product is annotated as cytosolic sulfotransferase 15-like. Gene Ontology annotation, molecular function: sulfotransferase activity. The transcript has a single exon. Gene Ontology annotation, biological process: sulfation. The record is from RefSeq and is a predicted model, not a curated record. Gene Ontology annotation, cellular component: cytoplasm. NCBI's taxonomy places the organism in Eukaryota, Viridiplantae, Streptophyta, Magnoliopsida, Ranunculales, Papaveraceae. The coding region runs from base 1 to 891 and encodes 296 amino acids.
AUGGAAAUCACUAAUAAUGAAAGUUUUUGUGAUCAUUAUAAAAACUCGAGUGCUGGUUUCCUUGAUACAGGAGAUUUAGCACUUUAUCAAGGUUUUUGGGUCUCUGCCGAAGCAUUAGAAAAUAUAAAGGAUUUUCAGCAGAAUUUUAAUGCUUUGGAUACUGAUAUACUAGUAGGCUCUCACCCUAAAUCCGGCACCGUUUGGUUGAAAGCGUUGGCCUUUGCCAUUAUCAACCGUACUCGUUACCCUUUCUUUUCUUCUUCCCAUCACCACCCUUUGCUUACAAUUUCACCUCAUGACCUUGUUCCUUUCGUCGAGUUCAAACACGUUUAUCCAUCUUGUAGUCUCCUGGAUUUCACUAAAGGUAGUUGCCAUAGUGGCGACGUUUCUACAUGCAGAGUUAUAGAUACCCAUAUCCCAUACACUUCUUUACCCGAAUCUAUUAAUAAUAAGGCAAUAAAUUGCAAGAUUGUUUAUAUAUGCAGAAAUCCUCAAGACACUUUCGUCUCUCUCUGGCAUUUUAUUAACAAAAUGAGGGCAUUGCCGGGGAGCAAUAUUAAGAGUACCCCUGCAUUAACGAGCACGAAAAAGAGUACCCCUCUGUCAAUCGAAGAUGCUUUCAGAUUAUUCCAUGAUGGAGUUUCAGUUUUUGGUCCGUAUUGGGAACAUGUUCUUGGAUAUUGGAAAGCGAGCUUAGAGAGGCCUCGUGAAGUGUUGUUUUUAAAGUAUGAAAAUUUGAAAAAAGAUCCGGAACCCCAAUUGAAGAAACUCGCAGCAUUCUUGGGUUAUAGUUAUUCAAUAGAAGAAGAGAGUCAAGGAGUGAUCAAGGAAAUAUUAAGUUUAUGCAGUUUUCAACGCGAACGUGAACAAAAAUGGAAUGAUUUGGAAUAA